Messenger RNA from Cotesia congregata, 237 nucleotides. The record is from the annotation of a GenBank genome assembly. NCBI's taxonomy places the organism in Eukaryota, Metazoa, Arthropoda, Insecta, Hymenoptera, Braconidae.
AUGUACAAAAAUGGACCACCACCUUCAUAUGAUGAACCCCCACCAUCUGCACCACCCAGUUACUUUCAGAGUGUAGGUGGUGUACCUCCAGCAAGUCCAUUUACACCAGCACCAACGUUGGACCAACCAUUAUGCUUCCUGGGAUGCUGUCUAAUUCCCUGUUGCAUUGACGAGUGCAUGGAUGUACAUCACACUUGUCCAAACUGCAAAGCUUAUCUUGGACGUCACGGCAGAUAA